AACUUCUUCAUGGGCGCAGCCAUUUUAUCCCAAAAUGCACCUGAAAAACGGUGCGCUUGUUGGAACUUGCGGGCAACGGGGUCGCUAGUGUAAACAACUGCAGUAAUGGAGGAAUUUUAUCAUUAACAACUUUUUGGAUAGUGCUUGCAAAAUCAUGAUCAAAUCGGGUAUAACAAAUUUGCAGUUUUAAGAAGAAAAAGGAAAAAUAAUUAAACAAAUAUGGCAUCAACAAAAGACGUAGAUUCUGAUGGAGGCUCAUUUACACCAUCUGAUGGUAGCUCAUCUGAUGAAAGAAGCGAAAGAGAUUCUGAUUAUGAGAGUGAAGAAGAAGAUGUCUCAUCUAAACCUUCAAUGAAUUUACAAUGGACAGGGUAUGGAAAGAAAACGCCAGUAAUUUUGUUCAAUGCAGCAUGUUUAUAUAACAAGCGCUCCAGCAUGAGAACUGUUGGGGAGAGAUAUCAUAUGACCUACAAGUUUGGUAACUCUGAAUGUAAGAUUGUCAGAAAUAUAUUUAACAGUCAUGGCUUUCAUGAAGUUCAUCCUAACAGUUCUGAUUACAACAUUGUUUGGACAGGGGCCCAUCUAAAACCUUUCACCCUACGCAGUUUGUCAGAAUUUCAGAAAAUUAACCAUUUUCCAAGAUCAUAUGAAUUAACUAGGAAAGACAGAUUAUACAAAAAUCUACAAAGAAUGCAACAGAUAAAGGGAGUGAAAAACUUUGAUAUUAUACCUGCAAGUUAUGUGUUACCUGGGGAGUAUCAAGAAUUCUGUACCGCUUUUCUCAAAGACAAAGGUCCAUGGAUUGUGAAACCAGUGGCAUCGUCUAGGGGCAGAGGAAUAUUUCUGGUGAAUCAUCCGGACCAGAUACCACUGGAUGAGAAUAUUAUAGUAUGUAGAUAUAUAUCAAACCCCUUGUUGAUAGAUGGCUUCAAAUUUGAUGUUAGAUUGUAUGUGGCUGUCACAUCAUAUGAUCCUCUACAAAUAUACCUGUUUGAGGAGGGCUUAACCAGGUUUGCCACAGUGAAAUAUGAGAAAAGUAUGAGGCAUAUGAGAAACCAUUGUAUGCAUCUAACCAACUAUAGUGUGAACAAGAAAAAUGAUGAAUAUGUCAAGAAUGACGAUGCUGAUAUAGAGGACUAUGGUAAUAAAUGGUCCCUUGGUGCUAUGUUGAGAUAUCUACGAUCUAAUGGUAAAGAUACAGCAGCUUUAAUGAUGAAGAUUGAGGAUUGUGUAAUAAAAACAAUUUUGUCUGUAGAACUGCCUAUUGCUACUGCCUGUAAAAUGUUCAUGCCUUUCAAAGGCAAUUGUUUUGAGUUAUAUGGUUUUGAUAUUAUGAUAGAUGACAAUAUGAAGCCAUGGGUGAUAGAGGUUAAUCUGUCACCUUCCCUAGCUUGUGAUAGUCCUCUUGACAUGAAGAUAAAAAGCAAUAUGUUGUGUGAUCUCUUUAGUUUGACGGGUAUAAUCUGUCAUGACCCUAUGAUGAGAACUCUUCAACAAAGUAAAAGGAAUCAGGAUAUAGCUUCCAAAAUGGCCGCCAGAGUAAAGUCAGCAGGAGCGAAGCCAGCUCUGAGUUCAAUGAAACAGCGGCCAUCUUCUGCUGGCAGUAUGAAGAGAGGGGCAAAUAGUAGUAGUGAGAGCGCCACCAAUAAAUCAUUGUCUGGUUUGAAUAGCGACGAAAUAAGAAUUGUGAGGCGAGCAAAAGAGGAAGAGGCCCGUAAAGGGGGCUGGGUCAGAAUAUUUCCUACGGCAGACUCGUGGGACCUCUACUCAAGUUUCCUGCAGUUCACAACUACCAAUAAUUUAAUGGUGCACCAAAAACUUUUUCCAGAAAGGCAUAAAAAUUCAUCAACAGCAGUUGUGUCAAGAAGUUCUACUUCUGCCGGUUCUAGAGCAAAGGGUGAAGUAAACCAAAAAUUAACACUGAGUGCAUAUAUUCAGUUGGCAAAUAAUUCAAGUAAUGUUAAACCAACAGUAGAGCUGGCGGCAGCUUAUGCUCAAGCAAUGUUACGCACCAGGAGAUACGAGAGAAAGCUGGGAACCAAACGAAGUAGAAGUAAACGAAGAAGACGUAAUGCAAGACAAGAACGUAGAAAGUUAGUUCAAGGUGUACCAGAAGAUUCCGGUGAGGAACAAGAAGAAAAUGAAGACGAGGAGCCUCCAAUUACAGAAAGAAAUAUAUCCGAGCAAAAUAACACUAUGUCACAAAAGGUUGAAAAACCACCUGCUAAAACACAAAGUGAAGACCUUAUUAAAAUAGUUGUUGAGAAAGAGGCGAGACAAGAGUCUCGGUCAGAUAAACGUACAGGGCUUGCAGCCCUCGCUAAAAAUAAUGUAGACAAUAGUGCUGUGUCGUCAGCUGAAGUGAAGGGAGAUCACUCUAGUAACACUGUAGAAAAUGGUGCUGAAAUAAAUAAAGGUUCAAGGUCAAGGUCAGCAUCACCACCCGCCCCUCCACCACCACCGCCACCAAAAUAUAAUGUUGUAGAACUUUUGCAGAAAGGUCGUACACUAAGUAAAGUUCAGGCUAGAACAGCAUUUGCCAUGUAUUUAGUAAGAGUACAACAAAGAUUGACAACUGACUGUAACUCUAUGACACAAGAUGAUAUGGAUGGUCUCAAUGAACAAAUGGAUCUGGUAUUGAGGUUUUUGAAACGGGCUGCAGUCAAUCUUCAACAAUCAUUUAAAGUUGUGGUACCCAGUAGAAAACUGCCAUUAAAUGACAGGCGCAGAAUCCUUGCAAAACAGCUUGGAGAUUUUGUACAUAUAUAUAACAAG
Molecule: messenger RNA, 2775 nt
Organism: Ruditapes philippinarum (Manila clam)
Lineage: Eukaryota; Metazoa; Mollusca; Bivalvia; Venerida; Veneridae
Product: tubulin polyglutamylase TTLL5-like
Biological process (GO): protein polyglutamylation; microtubule cytoskeleton organization
Cellular component (GO): cilium
Molecular function (GO): tubulin-glutamic acid ligase activity; tubulin binding
Source: RefSeq, a predicted model, not a curated record